Molecule: messenger RNA, 1950 nt
Organism: Blastocystis hominis
Lineage: Eukaryota; Bigyra; Opalinata; Blastocystidae
Exons: 7
Coding region: 1-1884 (627 amino acids)
Biological process (GO): double-strand break repair; DNA-templated DNA replication
Molecular function (GO): DNA binding; DNA-directed DNA polymerase activity
Source: RefSeq, a predicted model, not a curated record
AUGCACAUGGCGCGUCUCUGGGAGUCUUCGCGCGUCGGCAAGGGUUCCUACUCGCUAGAAAGCCUCUCCGAAGAGCUCUACAUCCGCAAGCGUCCCUACAAAGAGAUCUUCGGAAAGCCCCACAUCAAGCGCGACGGCAUGCAGGGCAAAACCAUCGACGUUCCCCCCGUCAUCGUCGCUUUCUCCCUCUCUCCUCACCCCCAGGACCUCCAGCGCGGCUCCGCCACGCGAUCUGCAUGGAUCGACUACUCGGCGUUCGACGCCGAAGCCACGUGGCACGUGCGCAAAGAGCUCGAAUCGCUUCUCCGCGAAAUGUUUUGGACUUCCGAGUCGCUCAACGGCGCUCUUUCCGAACUCUCCAUGUGGGAUUUCUACCGUCGCUACUACCGCGACUUCGGUCAACUGCUCGUCAACAUGGAGCGGCGCGGCAUCCACGUCGACGUAGCGCGGCAUCUCCCCGAAAUCGAGCGGGAAGCGCGCGCCGCGCUGGAAAAGGCGCGAAACCAGUUCAAGUCGUGGGCCGUCGCGGAGGGCGGCAGCGAUCUGCUCUUCAUGAACGUGCACAGCACGGCGCAGAUUCAGCAGCUUCUCUUCGCGCCGGGUUUUCGCGGAGGGAGGGCCGGGUUGCCGCGGGAACGCGAGUUUUCUGUGGAGAACACGACGGGAUUCGUGGAACCGGGGAAGAAGAAACCGCUGAAGAACCGGACGAUUUUGAUUCGCGGGUUGGGGAUUCCGCCAAUCAGCUUCACGGAAAAAGGCUUGCCGCAGUGCAACGCGGCGACGAUUCAGGAGUUGGCGGGGAAGAUCGACGAGGAGAACGUGGAGAAGAGCGAGUUUGGGAAGGCGUUUGAGGCGUUGGGAGGCGGAGACCGCGGGAAAGCCGCGUGUCUGGCGCUGAACGCAUUGAGCCGCGUGAAUUCGAUCGAAACGAUGCUGAACACGUUUAUUUUGCCGCUGCAAAGCGUAGCGGACGCAGAGCAGAGAGUGCACUGCUCGCUGAAUUUAAACACGGAAACGGGGAGGCUUUCCUCUCGAAACCCCAAUUUACAAAACCAACCAGCGUUGGAGAAGGAUGUGUACUUCAUCCGAAAGGCGUUUAUGGCCAAGCCAGGGAAUAUUCUGCUUGUGAGCGAUUAUGGACAGCUCGAGCUUCGCGUGUUGGCGCACAUGACGAAAUGCAAGGCGAUGAUCGAAGCCUUCCGCCUGGGAGGCGAUUUCCACAGCCGAACGGCGCUUAGCAUGUACGACUACAUAAAGGAAGACAUUGCGAAAGGAACUUGCUUGUUAGAGUGGGAUAGCUCGAAAGGAGAGCCGCCCGCGCCGCUGUUAAAGCACAAAUACGCGAGUGAGCGUCGACAGGCGAAGAUCCUGAACUUCUCACUCGCAUACGGGAAAACGGCACAUGGGCUGCAGAAGGAUUUUGGCGUGUCGUUAGAGGAGGCGAAGGAAGUGUUGGCGAAGUGGUACAAAGAGCGUCCAGAAGUGAAGAGAUGGCAGGAGCUAACGAUCCAAACAGCGAAGGAAACGGGGUUCACACGCACGUUGAUGGGGAGAUAUCGGCCAUUGCCGGAUAUCAACUCGAAGAAUAAGUGGAAGGAGGGGCAUGCGUGUCGUGCAGCGAUUAACACGCCGAUUCAAGGCGGGGCUGCGGAUAUCGUGAUGAUGGCGAUGCUGAAAAUCGAGAAAGACGAGCGAUUGCGACGAUUGGGGUUCGAGAUGUUGCUGCAAAUCCACGAUGAAGUGAUUUUGGAGGGACCGAUCGAGAAUGUGGCGGAAGCGAAGAAGUGUUUGGUGGAGGAUAUGAUGCAUCCGUUUGCUCGACCGCUUCUCGUUGAUUUGGUGGUUGACUGCAAUGCGGCUCCUUCGUGGUAUGAAGCCAAAUAAAUUCUAAGUUGGAUGAAUUGGAUUGGAGGAGAUCUCAUUCUGCUUUGUAAUUCUAUUACGUUGUUU